AUGCGUUUGUAUUUUCAUAAUAAGAAAGUAAAAGAUGAUGAAUUAGAUUUAAAACUCAUAUCAAAUAUUGAUAUUCGUCCAGUUUUAUUUCAUAUAAUUCAAUAUGAUGAAUUACAUUAUGAUGAACAUAAAUUUAAUACAUUAUCGGAAUUAAAUUCAUUUCUUCCAACAACAUCGUAUACAAGUGAAGAUUAUUGUACAUGGAUAAAUAUUGAUGGUAUUCAUCGAAUAGAUAUUCUUGAUGAAUUAUCAAUUCGUUUUAAUCUUCAUUCAUUAAUUAAAGAAGAUAUAUCAACAAUGAAUGAACGUAUGAAAUUUGAUUUACUUGAUAAUGGUGCAUCAAUAUAUUUAUUAUUAAAAAUUGUUUAUAUUCAUCCAACUACAGAAAAUAUUCAACAAGAACAACUUUCAAUAAUUUUAAAAGAAAAUAAUUUUUUAAUCACAUUUCAAGAAACAAAAGAUAAAUUAAAUUCAAUUGAUAUAUUUCAAGUUGUUAAACAUCGUUUAAAAAAUAAUCGUGGAAGAAUACGUUCAUUAAAAAUCGAUUAUUUAUUUUAUUGUCUUAUUGAUGUUAUUAUUGAAAAUUAUAUGUUUGUACUUGAUCAUAUAAGUAUUACAAUCGAUACACUUGAUAAAUCAUUAAUGAAUAGAUUAAAACAAACGAAUAAUAAUAUUUUAUCAACUGAAAAUAAUCUUAAAACAUUAAAAUUAAUUUAUGAUACAAAACAUAAAAUGUUAAGUCUUAGAAUUUUAUGUCAUCCAUUAAGAGAAAUUAUUGUUAAAUUACAAAAAGCACAAGAUAGAAUAUCAAUGGCUAAUCAAAAUGCACUUUAUCGUCGACAAUAUCGAAGAAAAAAACGACCCAAACAUAUAACAUUAUCAGGAAAUUAUUUUUUUAAUCCAAAUUCGGAUUCUCUUACACGUCGUUGGUCCCUUGGAAAUAUUGAAAAUAAAGCACCAAUAUUUAAUGAAUAUAUUUUUAUGUAUUUUAAAGAUCUUAAUGAUCAUAUAAUACAACUACAUGAUCGUAUUGAUACAUAUUGUGAUUUAUCAUCAAGUUUAAUGUCAUUUUAUAUGAUACUUAAUGAUGCUGAAAUGAAUAGAAUAAUGACAUUUCUUACAUUAAUUUCAGUUACUUUUAUUCCAUUAAUGUUUCUUAUUGGAUUAUUUUCAGUUAAUUUUCAUAAUACUCCACCAUUAAAAUGGCAUUAUGGGUAUUUUUGUGUUCUAGCUGCUUUAGGAUCUUCAGCUAGUAUUAUGAUUUCGUUUUUCAAAUGGAAAAAAUGGUUAUAA
Molecule: messenger RNA, 1293 nt
Organism: Adineta steineri
Lineage: Eukaryota; Metazoa; Rotifera; Eurotatoria; Adinetida; Adinetidae
Source: the annotation of a GenBank genome assembly